This is a messenger RNA of Monomorium pharaonis (pharaoh ant), 1087 nucleotides long. RefSeq names its product parkin coregulated gene protein homolog. The transcript is spliced from 4 exons. NCBI's taxonomy places the organism in Eukaryota, Metazoa, Arthropoda, Insecta, Hymenoptera, Formicidae. Gene Ontology annotation, molecular function: Hsp90 protein binding; Hsp70 protein binding. The record is from RefSeq and is a predicted model, not a curated record. The coding region runs from base 25 to 759 and encodes 244 amino acids.
GAAAGAAAGAUAUCGAAUAUCGGAAUGGUGAACGAAAAAGAAUUUUGGACGGAGGUGCGAAAAGAUAUACCACGAUACAAAAAGAGAAAACCACGAGUAGUUCCAGCCUUUACUAUUCAAGCAUUGCAGGAAAACACUGUCGUCGCGAAUCCUCCAAGAGUUGGAUUAUACAAACCUCGUCCGCCGAAACCGUCAACUUUCAGAAAGUUUUAUAAGCGUGGCGUAUUUCCUAUCUCUUUGGAGAACGACGGCUAUAAUCAGAAAAUUAAUUGGAAGGUAGAUAUAGAAGAUUUGGAUUUCCACCAUUAUUUGCCAAUGUUCUUCGAUGGAUUGACAGAAACCGAACAACCAUAUAAGUUUCUGGUAGAGCAGGGAAUAUCAGAUAUGUUAGAGCAUGGUGGGCCAAAAAUAUUGCCCGUUGUUCCUCAAUUGAUUAUUCCCAUUAAGAAUGCUUUGAAUACAAGAAUGCCCGAGAUAAUCUGUACUACCAUGAAAGCGCUUCAACGUUUAGUGCAAUCAGCUGAUUGCGUCGGUGAAGCUUUAGUUCCGUAUUUUAGACAAAUCUUGCCUAUCCCAAACUUACUUAAAGACAGAAAUGUAAACCUUGGAGAAGGCAUCGAUUAUUCUCAGCAAAGAGGAGAGAACGCAGCGGAUAUUAUACAAGAGACGCUCGAAAUUUUAGAAAGAUACGGUGGUGAAGAUGCCUUCAUAAAUAUUAAAUACAUGGUUCCCACUUAUGAAUCCUGUAUGAUGAAUUAAUAGGUAGAAAAUAACAUUGUAAUAUUUUUAAAAGAUUUAUUCUUUAUUCAUAAAAAUGUAACCAUUACAAAAUCAAAAAUGCAUGCAUAAUAUAACAAAGUUAUACACAAUAUAAAGAUAUGUAGCGAAAAUUAUAUAUUUGUGUGUGUGUGUGUAUACACACACAUACAUAUACAUAUACUUACAUAACAAGCAUUAUAUAUUAUGAAAGUAUUAUAUCAAUUAUUUGUAAUUUGACACUAAUGAUAUUAACAUCAAAUGUAAAUAAUUUAUCUUUUAAAAGUUUUAUCUUUAUAAAAAAAUGAAAUAGAAAAAGUAAAAUAAAAAC